Molecule: messenger RNA, 2981 nt
Organism: Phalaenopsis equestris
Lineage: Eukaryota; Viridiplantae; Streptophyta; Magnoliopsida; Asparagales; Orchidaceae
Product: serine/threonine-protein phosphatase 6 regulatory subunit 3
Exons: 19
Coding region: 421-2568 (715 amino acids)
Molecular function (GO): protein phosphatase binding; protein phosphatase regulator activity
Source: RefSeq, a predicted model, not a curated record
GAUUUGUGGCUGUCUUUACUAAUCUUACCUGCGCCAUAUCUGCAUCCAUGUAGGAGUAUUUAACCGCAUCCAUUCUACUGCAUGCACGAUUCGAACUUCCACAUAGAAGUACAAAAGUUAAUCCAACAUUCCACCAUUUUAGAGGUUCCGCCGCAUUGGCCAUCUCACAAUUCCCAUCGGAAUUCAUAGAUCUACUCCCUCUUUUACCCGGGACAGAUUUUUAAUGGUUCAUCCGCUUGGAACACCUCAAUGAUGUCAGAGGGCGGCGGGGGUCGCCUUGGAGGAAUCGGAAUCUAGGUAUUUGAUGGCCGCUGCAGCCGCUGGAUGGAUAAUUGGCGCGGCUUGCGCGUGACAGAACUCUAGAUCGGAGGCUCAGGUCCAGCGUGAGAUUUUGAGAUCUUUCGAAUUGGUUUAGUCAAGAUGUUCUGGCGUAUGCCUGGGGCGCCGGUGGCGUCGCCUGUGGAUACUAUUUUGGACAAGGAGAAUUGUACUUUGGAAGAGCUGCUAGAUGAGGAUGAAACAAUUCAAGAAUGCAAAGCAAUGAAUAACCGUCUAAUUAAUUUCCUUCGCGAGAGGACUCAAGUUGAGCAGCUCCUUCGCUAUAUUAUUGAAGCAGCUCCUAAGGAAGCUGAUAAAAGACGAACUUUCAAGCUUCCCUUUAUUUCUUGUGAAAUUUUGACAUGUGAUGUUGAUAUAAUAUUACAAAGUUUGCUAGAGGAUGAUGAGGCGAUGAAUCUGUUGUUUUCUUUCUUGAAACCUGAUCACCCACGUAGUACAAUUUUGGCUGGUUACUUCAGCAAGGUUGUGUUAUGCUUAAUGGCACGGAAGACCACCCAACUCAUGAGUUAUGUUCAGAGCCACCCAGAAAUUUUACAUCAACUCAUUGAUCUAAUUGGUAUCACGUCUAUGAUGGAGGUUUUGAUUCGUUUAAUUGGUGCUGACGAAAAUAUGUAUUCCAGCUAUACGGAUGCAUUGCAGUUGGUAGAUUCCACUGACGUGCUUGACUUGAUUGUUGAUAAAUUCAGUUCAUCGGAUUCACCUGAAGUUCAUGCUAAUGCAGCAGAAGUACUUUGUGCAAUAACUAGAUAUGCUCCUCCCGGACUUGCAGCAAAGGUUUGCAGCCCAAGUUUUGUCGGAAGAUUAUUUCGAUAUGCACUGGAAGAUUCAAGGCCAAAAUCUGUUCUGAUUCAGUCAUUGUCUGUGUGCAUAUGUCUUUUAGAUCCUAAGAGAUUACUUCAAUCUUCUUACCAAUCAUUUAGAAGCCAGUUAAGCCAUGGAACAGUUGUAAUUGCCGAUCCAGAGACUGUUGAUCUCAUGCUAGAGAAACUAGGGUAUUUGUUGAAGCUCUUGGAUGUUGCCACUUAUGAUGUCACCUUGCCUACUACUUUUGGUUACUUGAAGCCUCCUCUUGGAAAACAUCGUUUGAAGAUUUUGGAGUUCAUUUCUAUUUUGUUCACAUUAGGAAGUGAAGAUGCUGAGAAGGAACUUAUUCGCCUAGGAGCUCUGAGACAUGCUCUAGAUUUGUUCUUUGAGUACCCCUUUAAUAACUUUUUACAUCAUCAAGUGGAGAGUAUGAUGGUGUCCUGUUUAGAAAGUAAAAAAGCUUCACUUGUGGAACAUGUUCUGCUUGAGUGUGACAUUGUUGGUAAAAUUCUUCGAGCUGAAAGGCAGCCUGCACUACGUGUGCAUUGUGACAAGCCAACAGUAUUGGCACAAGGAAGAUCACCUCCAAGGAUUGGUAAUAUAGGGCAUCUGACACGUAUGGCUAACAAACUUGUUCAGGGAGCAAAGAAUAAUGGAAUAAUACAGAAACAUCUGCAGGAAAAUAGUGAAUGGGUUGAUUGGUAUGCGAAGGUACUUAUUAACCGAAAUUCAGUGGAGAAUGUUUGCAAUUGGGCUUGUGGGCGUCCAAGUUCAUUGCACGAUCGAAUAAGGGAUAGUGAUGAUGAAGACUUUAGAGAUAGAGUUGACUAUGACGUGGCAGCAUUGGCUAGUAACUUGAACCAGGCAUUUCGGUACAGUAUAUAUAACAAUAAUGACAUUGAAGAGGCUCAGGGAUCCCUUGAGCGUGAAAAAGAGGAUUUUUACUUUGAUGAUGAAUGCGCUGAAGCUGUAAUUUCAUCCCUGCGUUUGGGUGAUGAUGAUCCGGAUAGCUCUCUUUUCACAAACUCGAACUAUUUUGCUUUCCAAGAUGUCCAAGUUGUAAACGAUCGUUCUUCUGAUUCCCCCACAUCGCCAUCACGGAAUCCGGACAACACUGAUGAGGUAGUUGUCGGUGAGGGUGAAGAGCUUGCUGACAUGCCAACAUCACCAAAAACCUUGACUUCGAACGUCGAGUUUCAGGAUGUUGUAACAACACGCUUCAGUAACGGCUCAUUAACGGAGAAGAAUCAUGAAAGCUCGAGUCCAUCGGGUGAAAGUAUGAAACCACCUGAAUGGAUUGAAUGGAGAGAGUCAACGGCAUCGGAAAAUCUACAUGGUAUGAGGACAAAUUCGAAUGAACCGAAUAUAAACAUUGAAGUGGAAGAUCAAAAUAAAGAUGUUGAGACAGAAUCAGGAAGUCGUUGAUGAUUUGAAUCCAUUAGAAAAUUAAUCAUAAUAUUUCUAGAACUGUGAGAAUAAUUCCCAAGCUCUCUGUUAAAUGACGACUUCUGAACACGAGCGAGAACCUGAAGAAAAUGAAGAUAAAUGAUCUUGAUGAUUUUUAUGGGAGCUUUGUUCAGUUUUGUAAGAUGGAGGUAAUGUGGCAUGACGAAGGUUUAUCAUAGGAGGGUUGGUAUAGUUUAUAACCUGUACGAAAGAUCUAACUGAAGCUCUGUGGAAAACGUCGUAGAAGUCUAUACAUUUUGGUGGUGUGGUGGUGAACAUAUUGGUUGUAAAAUCAAAGUUGUAAUCUUAUUCGCUUUUUGAUGGGAUGUAAUAAAUUCGUAGAAAUAGCCUUUUAUAGGUUAUUAUAUUUAAAUUUUGAUUUUAGGUGGGCA